Molecule: messenger RNA, 1182 nt
Organism: Penicillium diatomitis
Lineage: Eukaryota; Fungi; Ascomycota; Eurotiomycetes; Eurotiales; Aspergillaceae
Product: deubiquitination module subunit SGF73
Exons: 4
Coding region: 1-1182 (393 amino acids)
Biological process (GO): regulation of transcription by RNA polymerase II; regulatory ncRNA-mediated heterochromatin formation; RITS complex assembly
Cellular component (GO): SAGA complex
Source: RefSeq, a predicted model, not a curated record
AUGGCGACCAACGGUAGUGCUGGCCGAGCAUACGGCAGCCUGGUUGAUGCGUCUGGCUAUAAAUUCAGCGAUAAAGAUACCAAACCCGGCAAGAUGAAAGUCAGGAAAACGGCCAAAGCCUCGACCAAGAAGAAAGCUGAUGAUACUAAAGACGGUCCGGCCGACUCUUCACCUACCUCCUCACCACUCCCCAAAUUGGACGGCAAGGUCGCCGCCUCGUUUCCAACGGGUAAACCUCGAGAGGAGGAUCUUCUCGAAACGGUCAUCUGCAAGCACUGCAAGCGUCCGAUCUUGAAAUCUACCGCGACAGAGCAUAUCCGAGGCUGUCUGAAAGCCAAGCAAGAAAAGGCCCGCCGAAAGAAAGAGGCCCGCGACGCCGCCAACCGCGCCAAAAACGGGGAGGACGACGAUCUUCGAGACAGACUUGAUGGCGAUGAUUCGCUCACGGGCCAGAAAGGUGCGAAGAAGAGCGCCGCAAAGGGCAUGAUGGAUGACACGAAGAAGGGCAAGAAGCGCAAAGCCGAUGAGGAUGACAAGGAACCCAAGAAGAAGAAGAAAAAGGACGAGCCCAAGGCGAAGACCGCCAAGCCUAAGGGUCCCGUGGAUGUCGAGAAGCAGUGUGGUGUGACACUUCCGAAUGGGGCUCAAUGUGCACGCUCCUUGACUUGUAAGAGUCAUUCUAUGGGUGCUAAGCGAGCUGUGCCUGGGCGAUCGCUGCCAUAUGAUAUGUUGUUGCAGCAGUAUCAGAAAAAGAACCAGGCCAAGCAGCAAAGAGCCGCGAUCGAUGCAAACGCCCCUCUACCAGACGAUGUCGAAACCAAUGGACCGGUGGACUCGGACGAAGAACGCGAUCUGGUCAUGGCGUCUAUUGCCCGUUCUGCACCCAAGCCACUCGUCGAACAUACGCUUAUCCGCACAAAAUCAAAAUAUCGAAUCGUCCGUAUCAAGGAGCAGAUGCUUCAUGCGAUGGGCGGUCGAAGCGGCAAUGGACUCUUUUCGACUGGCGAAAGCCAACCACUUUUUGGCGGAAACCUCUUCCAACCCAUGAACUUGGAUGUGGACAAGACCACAUCGCCCGUUUUGCCAGUUAGUGAAUCGGGCGAGGCUGUUGCUAACGCAGACGGGUCUAGGACCACGCCUGUACCGAGUUCUCGCAAGACUCCCGUGGCAGCGGCCUCAUGA